GUUACUUAAACGCAAACGGGAGGCAGUUGUAAGAUGGACGUCGAUUCGCCCAAUGCCCUUAAGCGUUGCUCCAGUGCACCACAGAUCAAUAACCUCCUACCGAGCACAAGUGUCGGUGUGCAGCCGAUGGAAGAAGGACAAUCGCAACCCGUGCCAAGCACCAGCGGUAACAGCAACAACCGUACCAUCAUCAGCAGCACCAGCCAAAUACAGAACGCUGGCGGCGUGCAUCAGUCGGACGGACAUCCGGAACCACUGCAAACGGGUAAUGCUAGUAUGCUGAACACAAACAAUUUUCAUCCAGGAACAUCCGGCACAGGAUCCAGGGAAUCACUUCCGACCUCGUUUUCGAACAUAUUUACACCACGAGUUCGACGGUUUUCGGCCAGUUUUAGCCCGCUAGCCGUUAUUUCGAAUGGUAGUGCCAGCCCGGGACGGAAUGGAAGCGGAACACCCGGACCUCGGCUAACGCCACGGAUAUCCCAGCUGCGGCAGGAAGAGUGUGCCGAUGUGAGCAACAGCCGGGAGGUGAACCACGAGCGAGAAAUUCACACUGCCAUGCAGAUGUCGCAAAGUUGCGAAGAUUUAACGCUCGUUGCGGAAAAUUGGUCCUUUUCGUCCGGAUCCGCCGGGAAGAUGGUGAUCGAUGAUCUGCAAAAUCCACUGCACGUCGCAUUGCCGACGAUCGGUUCGACCUGCUGUUCUAGUCCAUCUCCUACGAGCCGCGGAGGUAUCGGAUUACAGUAUCCAACAACAUCGCCCUCGCCGACCCGAAAGUUUGUCACGCGUCGCUCGAUGUCACCGUGCCCGUUGCGACCGAGCCCACUCAGCUCGUCCGUAAAGCGGAAGUUUGAUCUGGAGGACAAUUAUGGCAACUGUUACUCACCACCGUCGAAGAAAAUCUUUGCUUCUGAAAGAGGUACAUCGCCCAUCUGUCUAACGCCAUCGCCAUCACCGAUCUGUCCGAGUCCGGAUUCAUCGACGACCUCGUUUGAGAAUGGUAGCAACAAUAAUAAUGGUCUGGGCGGUAAUAUCCCACUGUGUGGUCCGUUUCCGCUCGCCGCCACCACCAGCUCCACCAACAGUGGACGUAUAACACCAAAGUUUUUCCUGACCAAGCUAACAGGAAUACCGAGCCCGGGUGCUACAACCGUUUGCUCGAGCGCACCGUUCGGUACGAUGCAUUUCGGUGGAAACAGUGGUUCGAGCAGUGCCUGUUCGACACCGACCGGUAUCGCGAAUCCGAUCGGAACGCUUGGCGGUGGGAAUGCUGCCAUAAUGAUGGAUUGUGGCGUAAGCAGUAGUACGGGCGGUGCGGUCGAAUGUAGGGAUAGUACGAUGGAUGUUAGCCAUACCGGUGAGGCGAAUAUGUAUGAAGAUAGAUCUAGUAUGGGGGUGGUCGUGGAAGAUGGCGUAGGACGGUCGAAGGAGGAUCCGACGGUUAAUACCGGUGAUAGCAUUAAGAUGGCAUGUGAUGAAGGUGAUGCGAAUAUUAGUGAUAAUCAGCGCCAGCGCAGACUGAUCAUUGGGCAAACAGCGGUGGCAAUCAGUGGUUCGCGGGAGUUGCGCGAACAGGUACUGAAAUCGGCGUUGGACCCGGAUGCGGCUGGCAGUUGCAACAGUAAUAGUAGCAACAGCAGCAGUAGUAGUAAUAGCAGUAGUAGCAGCAGCAACACUACUACCACUAGCGAUAGUAAUAACAGUGCCAACACUAAUAGUAGUCGUAUGAGUAGCGGAACUGGUCCCAGUAGUAGUAGUAGUAGCAGUAAUACCAGCAACAGCAGCAUCGAUACGGGUGGAUCGGCUGCGGCAAGUGGUGGUACGGCUGCUACUAUCUGUCCUCCGCUUACCUCGUUCCCUAUGAUGGCCAUACCAAGCAAUCUGGCAGAGAUUGCCGAAUCAUGA
Anopheles maculipalpis is the source of this 1905-nucleotide messenger RNA. RefSeq lists its product as uncharacterized. Gene Ontology annotation, molecular function: protein serine/threonine phosphatase inhibitor activity. Bases 34 to 1905 code for a protein of 623 amino acids. The record is from RefSeq and is a predicted model, not a curated record. The transcript is spliced from 4 exons. NCBI's taxonomy places the organism in Eukaryota, Metazoa, Arthropoda, Insecta, Diptera, Culicidae.